AUGUCGGAUACCACCGCUUCAAAUUCACUGCCGGAGCUGCAAGCAGAUGCGACCCGUAGUUCAACCUUUGGUGCGAAUGCUAAUGGACGCCAAUACAUCGUCAAUGAUGGUACUAGCCACCUAACCAAACCGCUAAUCUCCACCAAGGGUUGGACCCUCGCACAGUUGGUCAAAAAAUCACCCGAUUUUCAUCCAGUGGACAGGGUCCAUUUUGACGAUCCGAUGCUGAUGCAGACAAUCCGGAUGCACGAAGAUUCUGGUACCCCGUUAAUCAUUGAAGGAUUUCAUGAACACGAGAGUUGGCCUGCUGAUCUGUUCACUUUGGAUUGGCUCAGUGAGCAUGGGAAACCAGGGGCAUCCGCACGUAACGUGCGCAACUGGGCUGAUUUCGACCUGCCCCUUUCCGAGCUCAUCCGUAAACUUCGUGCGACCCCAAUAUACGCUAGCGAAAAUGAAACCGAGCGACUGUAUGGCAAAGAUGCAGAAUGCCCGCAUGAGUGGGCCACUUGGCUAUCAACGUCUGGCGUACUUCCGAGCGAUCUUCUCCCUCACGGAACCAAUGAUUACCUCAAGCACCUUCCGAGUGAUGUACAGACUUUGAUGUGCUACCUCGGAGUAGGAGACACGUUUACUCCUUUCCACAAGGAUCUGUGUGCAUCCUCUGGCCAAAAUCUUAUGUGUUAUACUGAGAAUGGCGGGUCAUCUUUCUGGUUUAUGACAGAGAGUUCAGCUGCAUCAGCCAUGGCUGAAUUCUUCCACAAGAUGAACGAGGAAUUAGACUUUGAGACACAUGUCGUGACCCUGAAAGAGUUGGGGAAGUCGAAGCUUAAAAUCUACAUUGCGGAACAAAACCUCGGCGAUCUAGUGCUUGUUCCUCCAAGAAGCUGUCACCAAGUCAUCAAUAAUGGUGGUAUCACGAUGAAAACAUCCUGGUCGCGUAUGACUCUCAAGGGCUUGUCGAAUUCUCUCUAUCAUGAACUUCCUGUAUAUCAUCGUGUAUGCCGAUCGGAGACGUACAAGGUCAAGUUGAAUAUAUAUCGCGCCCUUCAAUAUCAAACACAGAUGCUUCGGGAACUUCAAGAACAGCAGACAAAUUCUCCUCACCCUGAUCGGUCAUCACCCACUCUAAACUUGAAUCUCGAGCGAGUCGCUGAUGAUCUCCAUCACUUACUUGAGUUGCUUGAUGAUGUCCUUGGGGAAGAAUACUCGCCGAAGCACCAACAUAUGCCGCAUGUUUCGCAAUCCGAUACGUGCCAUCAAACUGAUAUAACGUGCGACUUUUGCGGCGCAGACAUCUUCCAGAGUUUCUUUGAAUGCACGUCUUGUGCUCUCCAUUUACCUUCGGUCAAUGACGAGAUGAAGAUUGGAGAUGGUAUUGUGGUUUGUUCGCUUUGUUACGUCGAGGGUCGGGGUUGCAAUUGCGGGUCUAUGAAUCCAACUCAAUGCCAACCUUUCGGCGAUCUACUAAGAAUUCGCGAUGAGGCCCUGCAUGUCAUUCGAGCAAUAUGUCCUGACAUCGUGAAGGACUACGAGUGUCUAAUGGAGCAUUCAAAUUCCAUCAUAUCAGCACGUCACGUCGGUGUCUUCACAGCUGCCCUCGUCUUGUACGAACGACUGAAUAUGGAAGAGUCACUGCGCAUGUGCCUGUCAAAGCACCACGCUCCCCGAAGUUCUAUCAUCUACUGCGCACUCUGCCAUGUCGGACGAUGCAUGACUCAUAUAUUGGAGGGCUACCAUACGCAUUCUGCACCGGCACUCCUGAUGUCGGAUAGUACAGAAGGAUGGCACAGCUACCACAAGCAAUCCAAGGCAGCGUUCAAGGGAGGAUAUGCGCAAAUUCUGCACGACGAAGAGACUGGUGCACGCCCGGAUUUUCGCAUGAAGUUGGCAUACGUUGCAUCCAAAUUUCGUACAUGCAAGUCUGUCAACCCGAACGCAACUAUGCCGGGGUGGUACGAUAAAUGCAUAGAGCUAACCAGCGCGUCUGUUGCAUCAUCCCCGUUGAAGCAGGCAACCACUCAAUCUAGCUCCGAGGCAACGUUCGAUAGACCUCAGAAGCCUUCUUUGUCUACGGCAUCACUCUUUCGUAGGUCAGCAAGUUUUAGUGAUUUGACAUCGCUCCCAAGCGACUUUCAAGGUAGUUCACCGGGAAACCGUGCGGCUGGUGCUUUGGACAUUCAUGAAUCACUUUCCACAACUCAACAACAUCCAGGCGUACCACCUGCAAACACAAAGAAGCGAAGGUUUGUUCUGGACUUUGUAUCCGUUCCCCACCCUCCAUGUGAUGGGCCUUCAUCCAGUAUGUUCGACGAUACCACAAAACCUCAUAUCAGAUCUAUGUCAGAUGAAAAUGGCACAUUUCUGAGCAUGCGUUCGUCCACUCAACUUGACGCUUCUCCUCGAACCCGAGCGCGGGAUGUCAGCGAGGAGCAUGAGCAGCUUGAUGCCUCUGCCGGCGGUUCGAACGGUCGGCCUCCAAAGAAGCAGCGUGUUGGUCCCCCCGGGAACGGGCUCUCGAGCAAAGAGCCCCUGAGAGUAGAGAAACGCGCGUCAAACGGCAAAGUCUAUCUCACGAACAAACCUCAAUUUCCCAUUGAACUACUCCCAGAUUCUCACAAACCCUCCAAGAAAGCAGCAGGGAACAAAGCAACACCGAAUAAUGUUCCAUCAAUGGAUCAGGAACAGCUACGCCUGGCGCUGGCUGAAAAUGAAAAGCUGAGGGUUGCCAAUGCUGAAUUGAAGAAAGACAAGGCAAUACUGGAGAACGAGAUAUGUGCUCUGGCAAGACACAACGAGGAUCUGGUGACCAUGGCGACAAGCUUCCGAGCACAGUCCCGUAAGACGCGCAACCACCUUCUCGCCCUGGUUGGACAAGGCGUUGUCAAUCCUCCUUCCAUUUCCGCUCCUCCGGUUGGCAGACACCAGGAAGCAAUGCAUCGUCGAGGCUCUCUUACUGGCACUAUAUCCUACACAGAAGCACCUCACACUCAGCCACGUUUCCUCGCGCAAAUUAUGGACGGGGCUAUUCUACACACUCAAACUCAUGAGACAGACCACACUUUCCGUAUUGGACGUCGCUCUGUAGGUCGCUUUCCCCCCAUCCAAGACACGCUGCGCCAUGAGCUGGAGACGGGAGGGCCGCGUAAGGACACAGCACAGCAAUCCCGUACCCCAUCUGACGAGGAGAAUUAUCCACCCGAGAUGCUCGUCGCCGAGCCUACCCGAACUCAAAGCCAAGCUAGUGUUUCUGAUGAUGACGAAGGCAUUUUCCCCUCGCUUCUGGAAACCGAAACCUCCUCCGAUGACAUGGAUGGCUAA
Messenger RNA from Suillus clintonianus, 3318 nucleotides. RefSeq lists its product as uncharacterized. The coding region runs from base 1 to 3318 and encodes 1105 amino acids. Lineage: Eukaryota; Fungi; Basidiomycota; Agaricomycetes; Boletales; Suillaceae. The transcript has 9 exons. The record is from RefSeq and is a predicted model, not a curated record.